GCGUUCGUUUGCCACUUCGGCGCGCGCAGCCAUCCCGACGAGCCCCCUUUGUCGCGGUCUCAGCCCACCGGUCCGCCUUCCUCUUUCCACCACGCCAGCGCUUCAUGGCUUCCUCGACCGCCGCCAUGCAACACCAACUGCCCACCACCGCGACCUCGCACCCCGACGAUCCAAUUCCCUCCGAGCCGCGCGAGGUUCCCCAGCUGGUGUUGAAGCCGACGCGUGCUGACCAGCCCGAGCACACAUCGCCCAAGUCAUCGGGCGAGUCGAUACUAUGGAGCCAGAACAGCAGCGACGACUCUGAGGCGCCCAUGACGCCCAACACCGAGCCCGACCAGGCCGUCGAGGAGAUUGUCGACAAGCUGCAGGACCUCCCCGCCGCCAGCGUCAACUUCAAUGGCCAGACGCGUCCUCGACGGGCCUCCACGACUCUCAUUUCCGACAGCCCAGCAGACAUCCAGCGGAUACUGGGCAGCGGCGAGACAGCCACCAAGCUCAUCAGCCAGUGCUGUGGCGGUGGCUGCUGUCUGCUCAAGACCCUUCAGCCAGACACAUCCUUGCCGUCCUUCCUCCCUGUCGUCAUCCCCGACAAUGCCGCCUUCAAGAGCCUCAAUCUCAAGAUUGGCCCGCUCGCUCUUGAUAGCGAGCUUACCGACACAACACCACUUCCCGCGGUCAACAUGUCCUUCGAGCCUCUGGCGUCCAAGGAGGUCAAGCACAUCUCGGAGGUGCACAAGGCACCGCCCAAGUACGUCCAGCCACACCCGCCGUACAACGUCUACUCUGCGCCUCUGUACCACGCCCGCGAGUUGACCAAACCUGGAGCCGAGAAGAGAACGAUUCACUUCGACAUCGACGUGACAGACUACCCCGACGAGGGCGGCGUCGACUUCAAGGUUGGCGGUGCCAUUGGCAUCUGUCCGCCUAACGCACCGGAUAUGGUCGAUGAGUUGUUCGAUCUUCUCGGUGUACCAAAGUUUGUUCGUGAUAAGCCAGUAACACUCAAGACUAAGUCUGGGCGAUGGCCUACAAUCUGGGGAGAGGAUGAGCCACGCGAGCUUGUCACCACACGCCGUGAGCUGCUCACAUGGUGUGCAGACAUCCAAUCGAGCCCACCCACCAAGAACCUGCUUCGCGUCAUGGCCGAGUUCGCCGAUGCACCCAACGAGAAGAAGAUCCUCGAAUAUCUCGGCUCGGCACAGGGCCAGGCAGCCUUCUGCGACCUACGCACCACCUCGCAUCUUACCAUUCCCCAGAUCCUCAGUGCUUUCCCUUCCUCGAAGCCUCCACUACCAAACCUCCUCUCCGUCCUCACACAGCUCAUGCCACGAUUUUACUCGCUGUCGAACGAUCCCCACAUUUCGUCUGCGCGCCCUGGUCUGCCUGGCACGCGCCGUCUGAUCGAAAUGGCCGUAACUAUCCACGAAGCCCCGGAUUGGCACACGUCCGGUGGCACACGCACCGGUGUUGGUAGUGGUUUCAUGGAGCGUAUCGCCCAGCAAUUCAUCUCUGCUGAGCAGGAAGGCGUUGAUCCUCGCGAAAUCCUUGACCUUCGCGUUCCUAUGUUCCGUGGUCUCAUGGCCAACCCACUGUCCAAGCAAUUUGGCGGAGAAGGCCCAAUGGUCCUCAUCGGUGCAGGUGUCGGCAUGGCUCCAUUCCGAGGCUUCAUCUUGAACAGGCUGAAGAACGCCAACUGUGCCAACAAGAUCUGGCUCAUUCAGGGCGUUCGCGACUCCAUGUUGGACGAGCUCUACUCUGGUGAGCUCGGUGACCACGAGCGCGAGAUCAAGAAGGUUGUCCAAAGUCGCAAGACACGUAUCAGCGGUCAGACUGAGGCUAAGUACGUCCAAGAUGAAGUCCGCAUGCAGGCGGACAUCGUCUGGUUCGUCAUCAACGCACUCGAUGGUCGUAUCUUUGUUUGCGGUAGUAGCAAGGGCAUGGGUGAGGGCGUUGAAGAAGCCUUGAUCGACAUCACCAUGCAGAAGGGCAACCUCAGUCGCGAGGAAGCUCACGAGUUCUGGGCCAACAAGAAGAACGAUGGCCAGUACAUUGCCGAAACCUGGUAAAUCGCCACGCCGAUUAAUCACUGUAUAUAUCACGUAUUUUUCCAUCGUUCCAUCGUCGUACCAUAUGGCAUUGGCGUUUCCAAAAGGCGCCGUUUAGACAAAACUUGCACGCGCAUACGUUUGAAAGGGUUACAAUGUUGGAUUU
Boeremia exigua is the source of this 2211-nucleotide messenger RNA. RefSeq lists its product as uncharacterized. The record is from RefSeq and is a predicted model, not a curated record. Gene Ontology annotation, cellular component: cytosol. Gene Ontology annotation, molecular function: [methionine synthase] reductase (NADPH) activity; FMN binding; flavin adenine dinucleotide binding. Bases 105 to 2066 code for a protein of 653 amino acids. Gene Ontology annotation, biological process: homocysteine metabolic process. Lineage: Eukaryota; Fungi; Ascomycota; Dothideomycetes; Pleosporales; Didymellaceae. The transcript is spliced from 3 exons.